This is a messenger RNA of Linum trigynum, 4246 nucleotides long. NCBI's taxonomy places the organism in Eukaryota, Viridiplantae, Streptophyta, Magnoliopsida, Malpighiales, Linaceae. The record is from the annotation of a GenBank genome assembly.
CAAAUAAGUGGGCGAGCCCAAAGAGAGAGAGAAGUUUGGGCGUUUGGCGCUGGCGGAGAAUAAUCGCGGCACAAAGCCCACGAGCUUCGUCACCCAAUUGAGCGCCUUCCCUCGCUGUUCGCUUCGUGGAGUCGCCGCCGGCCUCUUCAAAUGGAGCGGAGACUGUAGCUGUAGAAGGAGGACCCCGGUGGAGAGAGAGUAGUAGACGGCUGCGGCGGAGGUCGGGCGGCUUUGUAGAGAAGGUCCACUGAAGUGGUUUUCACCAGAUAGGAACGGUUUGAACGCCGAUUCCUCGGUAAGGACUUUGCGAGUUUGUUGCAGUUCCGACGGCUCAGUUUUUGGAGGGCUCUCAUUCUUCUCAGACCUUUGUAAUGGAACGCUCAAGUGUUUCUUGAUAGAAGAAUACCAAUGGGCUACUCUGUGGUGGUCACUCCGUCAACCGUAGCGGUAAUGGCGAUUUGAUUUCUUCGGACAGGGGGUCUCAGUGAAUAAGGUCUUCAUUCACGAACGGUGAAUCAACUCUCCUUGAGCUUUGCAGAGCUGCAGAGGCAUUAGGAACUAUGCAGCAGGUCUCCCGCAAGAUGCUAAAGCUGGGAUUUGGGGUUCGGUUUCGUAUUAGGAAGUUAUGCUCUGUCUCAGGCAUUGCCCGAGUUGAUUAUGAAGACUGUUCAAUACGAGAUGAUGCUGCAUCUUCGAAACCCGGCAUCCAGAUUACUCCAAACAUGGUGGAAAUCAACUCUCAGUUGAAGCUGCUGAUCAAGACUAACCGUUUGACGGAUGCUCGGGAUAUGUUCGACAAAAUGCCUUGUAGAGAUGAAAUUUCAUGGACCACAAUUAUAUCUGGCUAUGUGAGUGCCAUGGACAGUGCCGAAGCAUUGACAUUGUUUUCGAGGAUGUGGGUUGAGCCUUUGCUCCAAAUGGACCCCUUUGUAAUAAGCCUUGCGCUGAAAGCUUGCGGGCGGCACUCGAGUAUUCGUUUUGGUGAAUUAUUACACGGAUACUCGAUCAAAUCUGAUUUCGUUAGCUCAGUUUUCGUGGGGAGUGCUCUCUUGGAUAUGUACGCUAAAGUCGGUAAAAUUGACAGAUGUCUCAUGGUGUUUGCUGAUAUGCCUCUGAGAAAUGUGGUUUCUUGGACUGCUAUUAUAACUGGACUUGUCCGCACUGGCUAUUAUAAGGAAGGAUUGAUUUACUUCUCGGAAAUGUGGAGGUCAAAAGUUGUUUGUGAUUCGUACACGUUUGCAAUAGCGUUGAAAGCCUGUGCUGAUUUGGGUGCUUUGGAUCGUGGGAGGGAGAUUCAUUGUCAGACUAUAAAAAAAGGAUUCCAUAUCUGCUCAUUUGUGGCCAAUACUCUCACUGUCAUGUACAAUAAGUGCGGGAAAUUGGACUAUGGUUCACGUUUAUUCGAGCAGAUGGAGUUGAAAGAUGUUGUUUCAUGGACAACAACUAUAGCAACAUGUUGUCAAAAUGGGGAUCAUGAAAAUGCUGUCAUAGCCUUUAGAAGAAUGCGGGAAACUGGUGUGAGUCCAAAUGAAUACACUUUUGCAGCAGUGAUGACUUCUUGUGCUAAUCUUAGGAGACUUCGAUGGGGUGAACAAUUACAUGCUUAUGUUUUCCGCUUGGGAUUAGUUGAUCAUUUAUCAGUGACCAAUUCCGUCAUAACCAUGUAUUCAAAAUGUGGUCAGCUUGACUUAGCUUCCAGCAUUUUUGAGAGGAUGACUGAAAGAGACAUCAUAUCAUGGAGCACUUUAAUUGGAGAGUACUCUCAAGGAGGCUUCGGAGACAAGGCUUUUGGUUACCUAUCCCAGAUGAGAAGGGAAGGCCCACAACCAAAUGAGUUUGCUCUUGCUAGCGUUCUAAGUGUUUGCGGGAACAUGGCGAUUCUCGAGCAAGGAAAACAGCUUCAUGCUCACACAUUACGCAUUGGUUUGGAACAGGAUGCCAUGAUACGAAGUGCUUUAAUCAAUAUGUAUUCCAAGUGUGGCAGUAUACCAGAAGCUUCGAAAGUGUUUUCUGAGGCUGAAAAUGAUUGCAUUGUGUCCUGGACUUCCAUGAUCAAUGGUUAUUCUGAGCAUGGGUUGAGUGAGCAAGCAAUUACUUUGUUUGAGAAAUUUCGAACAUUAGGUUUAAGACCAGAUUCAGUUACCUUUAUCGGUGUUCUCACAGCUUGCUGCCACGUUGGAUUAGUUGACCUUGGUUUUCACUACUUCAAUAUGAUGAGCAAGGAAUAUGAGAUUUUUCCUUCAAAGGAGCAUUAUGGCUGCAUGAUUGAUCUUCUUUGCCGAGCUGGACGACUAAAUGAUGCUGAGGGCAUGAUUGAGAGCAUGCCAUUUCAACAGGAUGAUGUCGUUUGGUCAACUCUUCUCAGAGCAUGUAAGAUCUAUGGAGAUGUUGAUCGUGGAAAACGUAUUGCUCAGAAGAUUCUGGAACUAGAUCCUAAUUGUGCUGGCACGCAUAUUACCCUUGCUAACCUGUAUGCUGCCAAAGGGAAGUGGAAGGAAGUAGCUGAAGUGAGGAAAAUGCUAAAAUGGAAGGGUAUAACUAAGGAGACUGGAUCUUCAUGGAUAAAGAUGAGGGAUGAGGUUUCUACAUUUGUAUCUGGCGAUGACACUCAUCCACAGGCAAAAGAUAUUUACAAUGUACUAGGUUUGCUAUCCUUAAGAGAAGAUGAAGAUGUCAUGGGGAUAGGUUAUGGUCCCGUUAAUGUUGAAGAUCAGCAAAUAAAUGCGUUCUUGUAUUGAUCUGCACAGGAGGAUUAAUCAUUAAAUUGUCGUUAUGACUUGAGCAGGAGGUCUUAUUGGCUAAAGAUGUCUUGUGAUAUCUCAAAAGCUGAAUCUUCCACGUUUACUCUAUCAUUUGAUGGUUGUGAUUAAGUGCACAAUUAGCAUUGACCCAUUGGAUAAUGGGUAAGGCCUGGCUCAGGAACUUCCCACCAUCAAUCAAUAUUGGUUAAUCCACAUUUAGCAUCAGAGAGGGGCUGUCUGCAGUUUGCACAUACUGAAUUCUCGAUCCAUCAUCUUUCUAGCAUAUGAUCGAGAAGGUUCUUCUUUGAUGCAGAGAGCAAAGAAAGAAAUAGGUAAAGCUCGCUAUCAAAAAUACUGUUGCUAGAUACAGUUGCUUAUCCACAACUGUUAGUUCACCCUUAAUAGGAUCUUGUGCAUGCUCGUUAUUCCCCGAUUUUCUCUCUUGCCUCUCCAAGCCCAGUUCCAAUCAUACAGUCCUAAUGUUUCUGCUUUUGGGUGUUUUUAGAAACUUCAGAUAGAUUUAUUUGUAGUCGUGGCAUUAAUGGGUUCUCUCUUUUCCGGCAGGUUUUGCACAGAGCCAAUGGCUACUGUUCACAGCUUAGGCGAUUUCUUUCUGCCGGGCACGAGCAGAACCUCUGUGGAUGGGUCAGUUACUAAUGCGAUAUCUCGCUCUUUUAUGCCUUCGUCACAUGAUCCAUCCUUGCUCAACAUGGUCUCUUCAGGCUUCCUUGCAGGUAAUUCAAUUCUCUUCAUCCCCUGCUCUUUUAGUUUGUUGUCUUGAACUUGUCUGCUUUCCAGAUAUGGGUUGAAUCAUUUGGAGUUGCUCUUGAACCUUAUGUUGCAGUUAGAGGACCUAAGAACGAAAUAACUGAAGUUGGAGUGAUCCUCUCUCAUGGUUAGUGAAUAUAUACCUCCAUAUGUAAAUGUGAGCAAUCGCCAAAUUGAGAUUUGGGAACUUCAUCGUAUUGAUUAACCACUCUCCUUUGCCAUAAGAUUUCCAAAUUGAUAACUACUGAUUUCUCCUGCCUUCAUACGGUUCAGUAAGUGGGUUUUUCAGGGAUCUAGCAUAUUUGGCAUCUAAUUCCAGAAACUCUUUGUGCAGUUUUUUCUACCAUGGUCGGCAUCUUCUUCGAUCAUGUUCUGGGCAUCAUUGUCAUUGAUCUGGUGGGGAGAAAAUAUUAUGAUCCAUCCCAGCCAGAUUGAAGCAGAGAUCAACUUGUCCAGCAUGACAUAGCAAGUGGCAAGAAUACCAUCAAAGGUUACUGAAUAUUGUCUUAGCCCAGUUUCUAUACAUAAUGAUUGGAUUUAUAGUUUGAUGUAAACAUAAAAGAGAAACAGUAACAAUGUGUGCAACAUUUUCUGUUACCUCAUAAAUUUGCAAGAGGCAAAAUUUUGUUGUACUAGGAACACUCCUUUUACCAUAAGUUUCAAGAAGUUUAAUCAUAUUACCAUAGCUGAUACUUAAUAACUGUCACGUAACGAACACAUAAACGAAAAUUCGGUCC